AUUUCAAGUAAAAAUGACUAUUAACUUCGGUAAUUUUGGUUUAGUUUCUGUUCUUUUUAAGUAUUAUUCAGGUGUAUUCUUGGUGUAUUUUUGGGUAUAUUUUUAGUGUUUUAUUUUUGGAAUUGUUGCUGGACUGAUGAUUUCUAAUCAUCCGCCGACUACUCAACUUGUGAAAAUGUUUAAAAAUGACCUUAAUUUUUGACAUUACAUUCUUGCAAGACAUUAGUGAUGUUUUAGCUGUUUAUUUUGAAGAGUCGCAAGUUCUGUAAGACAUUAGAUUGUAUGGGGGCUAAUGGACAGAGACAUUGUCUUUGUUGUAAAUAACCGUAUAAGGAUCUUGAUGAUGAGGAUUCCGAUGAUGAAGCGGAACGGGAAGAAGAAGAUCAGGUGUUUCCUUUGCCUAAGUUAGAUAAGAGACUCUCACUUGUUAACUCUAUUAAGGCUAUGAAUCAUCCUCCUAAGUUUGAUCAUAUGAGGUGGUUGUUUGAGACUAAAGGUACUUAUAGCUAUAGUAAUGUUGUGUGGCCUAAAGACGGGUAUGGAGGCGGGUCGGAUAAAGACGGGCAUGGAGGCGGGUCGGGUGCUAAUGGAUAUGAAUCUCCUUCGGAUUUCGGAGAAAAAUCGAAGGCCUUUGACUCGGAAAGUUGGGGUUUCUGCUGCAAUUAUCAGUCCUUACAGACUACUCAUUGCAACUCGUUUGGUGGCCCUUGGAUUGUUUCUGACAUGGAGAAACUGUCAUUUGAAUCAUGAUGCGAUGUGGUUAUGGGGGAUGUCUAUAACUUGCGACUCUUUGCUUAUUUCUACAAUUUCUUAAAUUUUAUUGUGUUACAAUGGGACCCAAUUAUUGAAUUGGAUUUGAAAUAUGU
This is a messenger RNA of Mercurialis annua (annual mercury), 866 nucleotides long. Its product is annotated as cellulose synthase-like protein D5. Lineage: Eukaryota; Viridiplantae; Streptophyta; Magnoliopsida; Malpighiales; Euphorbiaceae. The transcript has 2 exons. The coding region runs from base 445 to 750 and encodes 101 amino acids. The record is from RefSeq and is a predicted model, not a curated record.